UUUCACUCAAGUCAAAAUACCCUCAGCGCACUAUCACGGUAAAAGAUUCCUUUGGCCCUCAGUGAUCGCCUGUUUAUUCCACGAUGAAAUGUCUCACCUCGACAAACGUCCCACUUUACUUCUUAUUAGCGUUUUUCGUCUGUUCGGUAUUCCUUUACUUCCUUGGAGCGGCUGAAACCACAAGAAGUCUAGGUGGAGGACAGAGAGUUCUUAAAGAUAACAAGACCAUGGGUAUGCCACACAUCCUCAAGCGACUGAAAUCCUUGGAAGAUAAAAUGGAAGCGUUGCUGAAACCAGGAUCACACGACUCGUGGAUUUUGGCCUAUCUAUUAGGACUCCAUGGUAGAAGUAACAAACAAAGCUUGAUGGGACCACCUGGUCCACCUGGACCUCCUGGAAAACCUGGACAAGUUGGGCCAAAAGGAGAGGAAGGAAAAUCUGUUGCAGGUUCCCCAGGUCCUAAGGGGGAACGCGGAAGAGUUGGAAGACCUGGGGCCAAAGGAGACACGGGACAACCUGGGAAGUCUGGAGUAAAGUACGUUCGCUGGGGAAGAACCACGUGUCGAAGUGGUUCUCAAAUUGUCUACAAAGGAUUGAUAGGUGGUGACAGGUACUCACACCAAGGCGGUGGUGUGAACUAUCUCUGUCUUCCAAGCAGUCCAAAGUAUGACAAGUACAAAGACGGAUGGCAGAACGCGGGGUACGUGUAUGGUACUGAGUAUGAAGUAAGGCCUUUCAACCCUUUUAAGAAAUCCCUUCAUAACCAUGAUGCACCGUGCGUGGUAUGUUUUGUCAAGUCACGUGGCUCAAUGCUUAUGAUGCCCGCAAGGAAUGAUUGUCCAUCUGGUUGGACCGAGGAGUAUCAUGGAUACCUUAUGACUGAGAAGCAUGGUUACAAGAAGCAGCGCGACUAUAUAUGUGUAGACGAGGACGCGGAGGCCCGCCCAGGUAGUGCGGCAAACAAAGAUGGUGCACUACUGUACCCUGUGGAAGGUGUUUGUGGCUCACUCCCGUGUCAUCCUUAUGUCGAUGGAAGAGAGUUGACCUGUGCUGUCUGCACCAAGUAACAAGAGAGCCAAUUCAAUGUUAACAAGGUGUCACCACGAAACUUUGGGAGAUCAUUAAUUUCAUAGUCCGUAGUGAUUAUUUUGUCCAAAAAAGGGUACUGGUGCUGGUUGUAUGAAUAGAAGGUAACAAUAAAGCGAAG
Messenger RNA from Stylophora pistillata, 1207 nucleotides. RefSeq lists its product as uncharacterized. NCBI's taxonomy places the organism in Eukaryota, Metazoa, Cnidaria, Anthozoa, Scleractinia, Pocilloporidae. The record is from RefSeq and is a predicted model, not a curated record.